AUGAGCAGUUUUUUCCAUCGAUCAAAAUCCAGAUCCAAUUCUCUCUACAAUAGUGACAGCAGUAAUCGAUCAGUAGCAACAACAACAACAACAACACUAUCGCAACAACAAAACGACCCGUUUGUCACCCAUGAACCAAAACUUGGUCCACCACACCAUUAUUCUCCAGCAAGCGUGCAUCCCCCAUUAGACGGGUCGCAAUGGUCUAUGCUUGCAGCGCUACGUUGUCACAUCAAUGGUAUUAUGCUUCCUACGGAUCAUCCAUAUUAUCCGAAUGAAAAGGCGUUUUUAACAGACGCGACGCUAAGACGGCAUCUGCAUGCACGCAAAUGGGAUUUCGAGUCUUCUAAAUCAAUGCUUGAAAGUACAAUUCGCUGGCGCCGCGAUUAUCGGCCUGACCAGAUUGAUCCAGAGUAUGUCAAGCCAGAGGUAGAAAGUGGCAAAAUGUAUUUUAACGGGUUCGACACAUGUGGGCGACCUAUUUGGAUCAUCCGACCAAGAUUACAGAACUCCAAAGAUGAAGAAAGACAAACAAAGCAUAUCAUAUUCUGUCUCGAACGAGGAAUUCGGCUCAUGCCUUCUCAUGUAGAUACGAUCGCAAUCAUUGUUGAUUUCAAGGGUGCUGCAUAUUCGCAUAGUCCGAGUAUUGCAACGUGUAAAAGGUUUUUGAAUAUACUAGGAGACCAUUAUCCGGAGCGAUUGGGUAUCGCAUUUGUUGUAGACUCGCCAUGGUUCUUUUUUGCAACGUUCAAAGUGAUAUCCCCAUUUAUGGAUCCUCAAACCAGGGCCAAGAUCAAGUUCGUAUAUGAUAAAAACAACAAAAAGACAUCAUCAUCAUCAUCAUCAUCAAACAAGGAACAGCAGCUUGAAAGUCCUUCGGCCGAAGUUAACGCGCAAUGGGUUCACUUGGAGGAUUAUAUUUCGCCGGAUGCGCUAGAAACCGAGUUUGGUGGAAACCACAGCUUUGCGUUUCAUAUUGAAUAUUAUUGGAAUGCACUUUUGGGACGUACUGGUGCGCCGUACGAAGUUCUUGAAUACCUGUAG
Molecule: messenger RNA, 1044 nt
Organism: Zychaea mexicana
Lineage: Eukaryota; Fungi; Mucoromycota; Mucoromycetes; Mucorales; Lichtheimiaceae
Product: CRAL-TRIO domain-containing protein
Exons: 5
Coding region: 1-1044 (347 amino acids)
Molecular function (GO): phosphatidylinositol transfer activity
Source: RefSeq, a predicted model, not a curated record